Molecule: messenger RNA, 1608 nt
Organism: Cyphellophora europaea CBS 101466
Lineage: Eukaryota; Fungi; Ascomycota; Eurotiomycetes; Chaetothyriales; Cyphellophoraceae
Exons: 1
Coding region: 1-1608 (535 amino acids)
Source: RefSeq, a predicted model, not a curated record
AUGUAUAAUCAUUACCGAUCUGCGGUCGACAUCGGGUCGAAUCAGAUCAAUGAGUCGAAUGAUACCUCGGCACCUGAUGAUACGAAUGAGCUACAAGGGAACAGCAGCGAAGCCCACGCUGACGAGGAACAUAUGACCCCCGUCCACGGAAGUUCUGAGGGUGGACAAAGUACAGCAAAUUUUGACGUCCGAGACGACAAGGCCGCGUUCAAGGAUGUUAUGCAGCAGAUGAACACCUCCAGGCUCAACCAAGUGGCCGUGAAGCUUCGCAUUGAUCGAUCACAGAAGGCCAGCUCGCGGCCCUUGAGCCUCGAAGAGAUGCUGGAUGUCUCCUACACCCACUUUACAUAUGUGUACGGCUCAUACAACCUUGCCUAUCGGAUUCAGUGGAAGGACGGGACCAGCUGGUUCGUUCGUAUCCCUGGCCAUGGCACUCGUUUCGGGCAGCUGGACAUCCAGAAGAUGAACUCUGAAUAUCAGACUAUGCGGUAUGUCCGAUCUCAUACCACAAUCCCGUUGCCAGAGGUUAUCUUCUGGACGACUUCCCCAGAUCUAGCUGGGGUGCCUUUUGCCAUCAUCUCAGGUGCAGAAGGUGGGUCCUUGUGUCUCGCAUGGGAUGAGAUGCCAGAGGAUCGACGCCUUUCGACCCUGUCCGAAAUAGCUGGCUACAUGGCACAGCUUCACAAGCUCUCUUUCGACAUGAGAGGCAUGCUUACAUUCGAUUCAGCUGGUGACGUGUCCGGCGUUGGCCCAUACAUUGCGCUCAAGGGGAACGACCUACAAGAUGUCGUCCGUGGUGGACUAGAGAUGACUCAUUGGCGAGAAACAACGACUUACGGCCCGUAUGAUUCGGUAAUGGCUGCAUUCGACGAGGACAUCGCAGCUCAGGCGAGACCUGGUAGCGAGCGGGACGCAUGCCUUUCCAUUCUCAAGACUGCGCUCGAAACCAUGCCACCACGCUUGAUAGAAGACAAAUGCUUCUAUCUGACCAAGCCAGAUUCGAACUGGCAGAACAUCUAUGUCAACGAGGCAGGAAAGGUAACUAGCUUCAUCGAUUGGGACAUGGUCGGCACCGAAACGAGUGUCAUUGGUUACGCCAGGACGCCCAUCUUUCUGUGCGCAGAUUGGAAUCCAGUGAAUUACGAAUACGAUCCCGGGACGGACGAUAACGAGGAGAUGUCUCCGGAGCAGCUCGUGGGCUACCGAACACAUUACAGUGGUGCUUUCACCGACGCCAUGCGCCACUGUGAGAGCUACGAUCCUCGAAUGACGAACCUGGCACAUGUUGUAUGGGCAAUCGACCAAGCUAUCGGAGAUCGUUAUGGCCAGCAGUGCGUUGUUGCGAAGCUGAUGGAGAUAGCGAAGGUUCCAUUCGAGCUCGAUCAUCAUUGCCGGGACUUCGAAAAGGGAGAAGAAGGGGCGAAGAAUGCCAUCAUACGAAAUGCAUUUGCCGAAGCUUGGAAAAAGGGCUGGGAUGUUCCAGAGGGGUUGGGAUGCGAUGGCACGUUCGAGGAGACUGCAGAGGAGGAUGGAGGCUCGAGUGAAUCUGUGUGCCUUUCAGGUAGUUACGACCAGCUAUCAGAUGUCGAUGGUCUCCAAGGAAGCUGA